Astrephomene gubernaculifera is the source of this 707-nucleotide messenger RNA. The record is from the annotation of a GenBank genome assembly. NCBI's taxonomy places the organism in Eukaryota, Viridiplantae, Chlorophyta, Chlorophyceae, Chlamydomonadales, Astrephomenaceae.
CAUCUACAACCUUUAGCUGCUGCUCUUGCCGGUCGUUGUUGUCUAGGACCUUCGAUUGCUACGCUUGCCUUGUGGCGCUCGCAAUUGAGAAGACCCACCUCCUAUACAUAUUGGUUGGUUUGAGCUCGUUAGCCAUAACUCACUUUCGUUAACAGCGCAAACACCUCGGGGCAGGGCUUUAGAUGAGCGCGUCGGGUGCGGCCCCACCUCCCAAGCCCUGGGAAAAGGCUGCGGCAACAACUACUCCGGGCGCCGGUCCCAAGCCUUGGGAGGUUCCUCAAGCAGCCGGUGCUUCUCAGGACUCCACCGCAAUUGUUCCUCGGACUCAGCCGGCACGUCCCUGGGAGCGAGAAGGCGAUACUAGCAACGCAUUGGCAAGUACCAGCUACGGGACUAGCGCGAUCGGUUCCGCUGCUCCAAGCUAUUCUUCCUCUUUGUACUCAGCGCGGCCUGGCAUGUACGGCAGCAGCUAUGGAACAGGCUAUGGGGCAAGCUCCAGCAUGUAUGGGUCAAGCAUGUACGGCACAGGCUAUCGGCCUGGCUAUGGCUCUAGCAUGUAUGGCGGGGGGUAUGGCAGCAGCAUGUACGGUGCCUCGGGCAGCAUGUACGGCGGUGGAUAUGGGUCUUCUUAUGGGGCUGGAGGCGGCAUGUAUGGAGGCAGCACGUACGGCAGUGGUGGGAUGUACGGUGGCGGUGGCAUGUAUGGC